UCACUAUUAGCAAGACCGCGUUUUCACGCCGGUGAAGUUAAGGUGAUUGCAACGUGCCCGCUCAGCCAUGGCUUCAGACGAACCCAAAGCAAAGAAACAAAAACUCUCAGAGGAGAAGAAGACAGAGUCUCCGACCAAAGAGACUCCUGCCAAACUGAGCCCUAAUUCACUCUUUGGCAUGGGAAACCCUUUACUGGACAUCAGUGCUGUAGUGGACAAAGACUUCUUGGACAAGUACACUCUGAAACCCAAUGACCAGAUCCUGGCAGAGGACAAACACAAAGGACUAUUUGAGGAGUUUGUGAAGAAGUUCAAAGUUGAAUACCACGCUGGAGGAGCCACACAGAACUCAAUUAAGGUCGCUCAGUGGAUGAUCCAAGAACCUCAUAAUGUGGGCACAUUCUUUGGCUGCAUUGGCAAAGACAAGUUUGGAGACAUCCUGAAGCAGAAGGCUAAGGAGGCCCACAUCGAUGCCCACUACUACGAGCAAGAUAAAGAGCCCACAGGCUCGUGUGCGGCCUGCCUCACUGGAGAUAACAGGUCUCUGGUUGCUGAACUAGCUGCUGCUAACUGUUAUAAGAAGGACAAGCAUCUAGACCUGGAAGAGAACUGGAAGCUGGUGGAAAAAGCUAAAGUCUACUAUAUUGCUGGUUUCUUCCUGACCGUCUCUGUGGAGUCCAUCCUCAAAGUGGCGAAGCACGCGUCUGAAAAUAACAAGCUGUUUUGCCUGAACCUCUCCGCGCCCUUCAUCUGCCAGUUCUUCAAGGAUAACCUCAUGCAGGUUCUUCCCUACGUUGACGUGCUGUUCGGCAAUGAGACAGAGGCAGCUGCAUUCGCUAAAGAGCAAGAAUUUGAGACCACAGACUUGAAAGAAAUUGCCAAGAAAGCCCAGGCUUUGCCAAAAGUCAACACAAAGAGGAAGAGGGUUGUAGUGUUGACCCAGGGGAAGGAUGAAACCACCAUGGCCCAAAGUGACAAGAUCGAGACAUUCCCUGUACUGAAGAUUGACCCCAAGGACAUUGUUGACACAAACGGUGCAGGCGAUGCCUUUGUAGGAGGUUUCCUGUCUCAGCUGGUCCAGGAGAAAACGCUGGAUCAAUGCGUGAAGGCGGCACACUACGCUGCCAACGUCAUCAUCCGACAAGGGGGCUGCACCUUCCCGGAAAAACCCGACUUCAAAUAAGGAAAACCAGACAACUCCUGCACCUCGUACUCACCAUGUCAUACACAACUCUGACCCUUAAUUUCCACUAUUUUCUACAAAUACUGCACUCAAUUAUUGUAGCCACAUGUAUUUCCAAUCAGCCAACCGUCCCUUCUUUUUUUUUUUUUUUUUUUUUUUAUUAAUCCACACAAAAUUACCUUGUAAGUGUUGCGUUGUUGCCUCCUGGCAUGUGUCUGUCUCUGUUCGCCACUUGAGGCCGCUAGAGGAUCGUGCAGCCAAGAGCCGGCAGAGAUUUGUUUUUAUAUAGAUGACCAUGAAGGAUUCAUGAUAACAUCACAGAUUGUGGUAUUUUGCUUUACAAAAAGGAUCCAAACGGAAAAUCUUGUUUUUACGGACAGUUAUUUUCUGUUUUAAAUGUUUUUUUGGCUCUGACACUGCCAACGUCUGGCUGCACUGACGUCCAUCUGACUGCAAGCUUACGAGUCUGUUGUUUCCGCAAUGGGGGGACACGUUUUACACAAAUGGAGGACUAACAAAUGUCAAUGAAGGUUUGGGUUACUGCAUUGAAAUGCGCAGUAGUGAUUUUAUUUGAGCGUUUUUUUUAAAGAGUACUUGUUUUUUGAUUAUGAGUUUUAGAUUUAAUUUAACAGGCCAGUAAUGAAACCAAACGAUUUUCUUUUAAGUGCACAUUUUUUUAAAAUGUGUUAAAGCCUCUGUCCAAUAAGUCUGUUAAAUGUCAGCUUUAAUGUGUCAAUAAUAUUCAGAAGUUACCUUCAACAUCACCAUGGUGGAAGUUUGUUUUUCAGACAGGUGCUUCCAAUAACGAGUGCCUUUUUCCCUCCUUCCUAUGUAAAUGAUCAAAGGUUUGCAGAGACCUACAGAUGUUGUGUUAACCUGCAUUUGUCUGAACUGGGGAAACUUGGGAGACACAACAUCUUUUAAAAUGCAUGAAAGGUAGAAAGAUCUAUGUUCUCUGUCAGACAUAGGUCAGUUAGCAGCCUGUGUUCUUUUUCUUGUAAUAAGUAUGUAACCCGACUUAAGGACCGUCCAUUUUGCUAAUCAGGUGUAAAUGGUAGGGAAUUUACACUUUUUAGAUUUUUAAUAUUUUUUUCAGGCUGUAACCUUCAAAUGGGAGAUACACAUAUGGGAUAAGCAAAUUAAGCUAAAUUCAGGCUCAGGCCACACUUGUGGUAUGGGUCCAAACAUUUCAAACCACAUUAACCUCAGUUGCCGUUAUGUUGUCGUCUGCGCACCACUGAAUACUUGAAUGCAGCUGUACUGAAUAUAGAUGUACGCUCAGAAUUUAAUGAUGAUAAACAAGAAGUACAUUUGCUGUUUUGAAACUUGCACAUCUGUUAAACGUGUUCAACACAUAUGUUCAGUUGAGCUGCAACGAUUGGUCGGACAGAAAAAAAACUUGAUUAUUAAUCGAUUCAUUAAAAAAUUUCAUGCAAAAAUGUUAGAAAAUGCGGUUUUCAGGCUCAAAUAUGCUGAUUUCCUGCUUUUCUCUAUUUUAUUUUAUAUUAAGAAGAAUAGCUUUGGGUUUUGGACUCACAAAACUGGACUUUUAAAGACAUCACCAUGGACUUUGACCAACUGGGAGGACCUUUUUCACUAUUUUCUUACAGUUAAUAGACCAAUUCAUCAAGAAAAUCAUAAGUUUCAGCCUUAGUGUUAAAAUACACCUAAUAGCCUUAUGUGACUAUUCCUGGUCUAAAUUACAAUCAAGUUUCCCAUCUUUGUGCUCGACUGUGAUGCCUCAAAUUCACAAAUAAAACAUACAAUGAU
Messenger RNA from Centropristis striata (black sea bass), 2953 nucleotides. It is a transcript of the gene adka, whose product is annotated as adenosine kinase a. The record is from RefSeq and is a predicted model, not a curated record. Gene Ontology annotation, cellular component: cytosol; nucleus. Gene Ontology annotation, biological process: purine ribonucleoside salvage. Bases 68 to 1183 code for a protein of 371 amino acids. Gene Ontology annotation, molecular function: adenosine kinase activity. Lineage: Eukaryota; Metazoa; Chordata; Actinopteri; Perciformes; Serranidae. The transcript has 11 exons.